CUGCUGCCAAAGCAUCAUCCUUCCUGGCAAAACCAACACAUGACCCUGGACAGAGCCAGGUGGCAUGGUAUGCUCCAGCAACUGGCAAAAGUAAGCAGAGCAGAAUUUAAUAUGUAACUGUGUUUAGCCUCUUAGCAUUCUCACAGAUCACUGCAAUGACACAGAUAACACCAGGGCAGUCGUUGCUUUUAACCAUGACAUCACAGAUUUUAAAAUAAGCAAAAAGACACAUACAAACUGCAUCAGAAGAUACACCAUACUAAAGAAAUGAGAACAAUAUGCCAUAACAAGACUAGGUUUUAAAAAUAAACACUGAGCUGUCUCCAGGUAUUUCAGCAGCUACUCCUUUUGCUUUUGUGGCCAAUUUGUCUUUAAUGUGCCUUUACUAUCACUCAAGUGGUCCGCCCCAUUGGCUAUCUCUUAUUCCAUCUUUUUCUACUGAACACCUGUUGAAAGGUGACAUGAGAAGCUUAUAUUUUUGUGGCGAUUAAAGGAAAGUGAUCGGAGCAUGAAAGAGAACCCAGACUGUCACAAGAAAUACCAGCUCUUUUGCUUCUAGUUGUUCCUGGAAGUACUGAAGCAGUAUUUUGCCACCUUGAACAAAAUUUUUGUUUGUUUUUGAAUUUCUCUCCCAUCUGCAAGUGGCUCUCUGCACUAUUUUGCCAUGCUGCAGCAAAUUCUACGAGAUAUGUACAUCGAUCCGGAGCUACUGGCUGAACUAAAUGAAGAACAGAAGCAUGUCCUCUUCUAUAAGAUGAGGGAAGAGCAGGUUAGGAGAUGGAAGGAGAGAGAGGAGAGAGUCAACGGCAAUGAAGCCUUGCUGAAGAAAACAGCAAGACUUCAACAGAGUAAUGACAAGCACGUGCAAUGGCUCCGUGGGACCGAUGGUGAGGUCUGGGUUUGGAUUAUGGGUGAAGCUGAUGGAGACAAACCUUAUGAACAGAUUUCAGAGGAACGUAUUGCAGAGAGAGCCAGACAACAAGCUCAGAAGGAAGCUGAAGAAUUAUGGAAAGAAAAGGAAGCUGAAAUUACAAAGAAGUUCCGAGAUGCAAUGGCAAAUGAGAAAGCUCGAAUACUAGCAGAGAAAUGGAAAAUAGAGACAGAAGAUCGCAAAGCAGCCAAAUUGAUGGAGGAGAAAUUCCAAGAAGAAUUAAAGAAAAGAGAGGAGGAAGAGAGGCAAAAAGGUGAAGCACAGAUACGACAACAAGAGGAACGCAGAGCACAUGAGCUGUACCUGAGCCUCAAACAAGCCCAGCAGUAUAGUCAACACAAUGAAAAGGAGGACCAUGAAUGGGAAGAACAGCUACGUCGUUCAAAAGCAGCUGAUGAAGAAAGGAGCCAUAAAGCACGUCGAGCACGGGAUGAAUAUCAGCGCCAAUCUUUGAGGGCCAUCCAAAAAGGAAAAGUGGCUGGUUUGAGUAACCUGUUCCAGGCAACUGGUCUGAAUAGGGAGCAAGAGGCAAAACUGACCAGUGCUGAUCCUAUUUCAUCUCUGACCACAAUUGUACCAACCAGCAAAGCUUGGGAACGACCUCCCAGACCUUUCUCCAGAGAUGUCAUAAUUCAGUGGUUCAGAGAAGAGCAGCUUCCACGCCGGGCUGGAUUUGAAAGGAACUCCAGUACUAUUGCACCUUGGUUCCAUGGAAUUAUUAGUCGCCAAGAGGCAGAAGAGCUGCUGAUGAAUAAGUCUGAAGGAGCGUUCCUAGUGCGAGUCAGUGAGAAAAUCUGGGGAUAUGCACUAUCCUAUCGGCAUCAAAGUGGUUUCAAACAUUUUCUGGUGGAUGCUUCUGGAGAUUUCUACAGCUUCUUAGGUGUGGAUCCCAACAGGCAUGCAACACUCACAGACCUCAUUGAUUUCCACAAGGAAGAAAUAAUUACAUCAUCUGGUGGAGAGUUGCUACUGGAACCUUGCGGACAGAUAAAGAAUCCACCUGACUAUAUCUCCUUAUUUGAAUGACAGGGUUUUUUUUUUUUCAUUUUGGGAUGACAGUAACUAUUUUAGAAGAGCAAAAACAAUCAGUGAAAUAACUUGAGAAAUAAGAUUCCAGCUUAUGAUCAACAAAUAUGAAUCAGCUAAAUGCCUUAGGCAGAUUGAGUUUUUAAUUUGAGAGAGAUAUGCCAUUAGUAAGUAAUGCAAAGCGAAGAAUACAAAGGAUAACGCUACUUCAAAAUAUAGUUAAUGUGUUCAUCGAAAACCAGUGUUUUCAAAGUGUUCAGUAAUAUAAAUAGGAAAAAAUAUGAUAGGCAAUGGUUCUAGUACUAGCAUACACUGAUUUUUGAAAUUCUCAGAGUUGUAAUAUUUGAGAAGCAUGUAAUUUGUGGUAUGGGAAUGUAGCAAUAGGUGCUUUUUGAGCAGUAAAUUACAGGUUUUAUAUCAGUACGUCUGUUUUGCUUAAACCAGUACCUCUCUCAAUUAUUUAAAAAUUUGAAGGAAGAGGACUACGUUUUGAAUGGAAAAGAUGCAUGAAUAAAGAAAACAGAAUGAAGAAUCGACCACCCUAAUCUUUCACCCUAGUUAUUUUAUGCUUUUAUCCCAGCCAACCCCUCCCUGGAAACACCUAGUGAUUAAAAAGAAAAAUACUUCCUAGAGGGAGGGUAGCAAUUCAACUCAAAAGUAAGCCAAGGCUUUUCCUCUACAUGUCUUCUUUGUGCUCCAGAAGACCUCCUCAACUCCACAUCCAAUUUAAUUACAUUUACAUAUGAUUAAAUGGCACUGAUCCUUUCAUAAGUAAUUUGAGCCCAUAUGGAAAGAAAAUUGGGGCAUUAAGUUUCUGUAUUUUUUAAAUUCUUAAUAUAAUGAACUUGAGGCCAGAAGUGGGCAAAGUGUGGAUCCCAGGAAUUCCUUUGUGGCUUCCAACUCCUCCAGACUCCCCAUUUGCCUAGUGUACCAAAAAAAGAAAAAGAAAAAGAAAAAAAAGAGAUAAAUUGGCAUUCAUAGAAAACACCACAACUGACAGUUUAACUUUCAAAUCAGUUGCAAGCUCCCCCUGCCAUUCUAUUGACCAUCAAAAAUAGCCAUCUUUCAGAAGCAGAUAUAGACUCCUGUUACUUCAAGGUUUUGGCUUUUUUGACAUUUUUGUCAUUCAGGGAUUCCAGAGCAGAAGACUGUCCUCCAGACCCACUAUAGUUGCUCAGCCCUUUCUCAUAUUCUUACUUCCUCACACUUCUUGCCCAUUGUUCUAAUAUGGAGAAGCUCUUUCUUUGAUAUCCUUAACUGUUGUCAGAUUGUGUAAUCAAUAGAGAAAUAUAUGUCCUGCCUAUGGUAAAUAUCAAGGGAUAUAAACAUGCACUGACUUCUCACUUAUGUUCAUUACCAAAUUUUUGUAAGGAACAUUAAAUACAGAUGAGACAUUGAAA
This is a messenger RNA of Anolis carolinensis (green anole), 3357 nucleotides long. RefSeq names its product SH2 domain containing 4B (gene sh2d4b). The record is from RefSeq and is a predicted model, not a curated record. Lineage: Eukaryota; Metazoa; Chordata; Lepidosauria; Squamata; Anolidae. Gene Ontology annotation, cellular component: cytoplasm. The transcript is spliced from 8 exons. The coding region runs from base 665 to 1957 and encodes 430 amino acids.